CGUUCACUCACUACCUCUCCAUGGAGCUCAGCGUGGCGCUGGUGCGUCGGGUGCGGACCGCACACACCACCGUGCUGCUUCUCAUCAUGGGCCUGGUCGGCGUCGGCAUUCUGCUUCAAUCACUUGACGUUCAACGUCGCUUUGAGAACCACACUGGCUCAAGCAAUCAACUGCGGGACUGCUAUCGUGAUCUGGGGCGCGCUUACCACCGGCUGAGACCUCGCGACUCCAGUCCGGAAGGCGAGGCGUUCCGGACGCGCCACUGGUGGCUGAUGGCUGCCCUUGUCCGCGCGCUGGACAUUGGACAAGCUAGAAGUACCCCACUGGCUGGGCAGCGGCUCCCUCUUAGGGUUCUUCCGUCAGUGCGAGCUGGUGCCGGCCAUGGGGGACGUGGAUCUGGAGGUGGCCAUCGAGGCGCUGUGGGAGCGCAACAUCACCGUCCCGCAACUGAUGGAGGCGGCCAGCGCCGAGGGCGCCCAACUCCGACACCAGUUCGGCCUGCCAGAGGACAGUCUGGAGCUGUCGUUCGGCGACGGUAACGGCACGCGGCUCGAUGUGUUCUUCUCCUACCCGCAGGCCAACGGCACGCGCUACAUCGGCGGCAUCGACACCGACACGCUGCAGAAAUACAAGUGGUCGUACCCGGACUUUGAGCUCUGCUGGGCUCUGCUAGACGGACUGAGGGUCGGCGUGCCCUGUGAACCCUCCGUCUACUUGCGAACCUUCUACGGGCCCGACUGGGCGUCACCGCCGCCCGAGGGCCCAUGGAACUACCGCACCGGACACCCGAACGUGGUCGAAAAUGGCCGCUGGCCCGAAAGCAUGAGGGCUGAAGUGUUUCAGACAUUCGAGGUCUGAUGUGAUAUUUUGUGGAUACAAAUGCUAUUUAUUUUGUACAAUAUUGGUACGGUCAUUUGGCCAUUGGGUCAGCGUUCAUUGUUCUCAGUGCUUAUGCUAUGCAUAAGUUAAAAAAGGGCUUCAAAAGUUUGGUGUUUUUGACCACAAAACCAAA
Molecule: messenger RNA, 1012 nt
Organism: Amphibalanus amphitrite
Lineage: Eukaryota; Metazoa; Arthropoda; Thecostraca; Balanomorpha; Balanidae
Product: fukutin-like
Exons: 4
Coding region: 382-858 (158 amino acids)
Source: RefSeq, a predicted model, not a curated record